CCAUGUGGCUGAUUGGACCGCCUUCCCAGAGGAGGAAGAGGAUGAUGACCAUGAUGAUGAUGGACGAGCGUCUGCAGUCACCCUCCGCGCGCACCCUCCUUCACCACCCGGGCAACCCGGCCAGGGUGCACAGCAUCGAGGCCAUCCUGGGCUUCAAGGAGGACCUCUUGUUCCAUAAAUCGGCCGCCUGCAGCCUCGCAGACAAAGUUGGGGGCAAGAACUCCGCGGGAGCCGGCCAGAAAAGUCACUUCACAGACAGUUUGGACGGCGCGUGCUGCCGGAGCGGUGCGUGCGCGUGCGCUGGUGUUGAUGGCGGCGACGCGCCGCCGUGUCCCGACUCGCCGGAACGGGAGGGCUGCAAGCUGUCGGACGACGAGAACCCGAAGAAGAAGCACCGCCGCAACCGCACCACGUUCACCACCUUCCAGCUGCACGAACUGGAGAGAGCCUUCGAGAAGUCUCACUACCCGGACGUGUACAGCCGAGAGGAGCUGGCCCUCAAAGUCAACCUGCCAGAGGUCCGAGUACAGGUCUGGUUCCAAAACCGCAGGGCCAAGUGGCGUCGUCAGGAGAAGCUGGAAGUGAACUCCGUCAAGCUCCAGGAGACCGCCGCCGCCUCCUCCUUGCUCUCCUUCGGCCGCCCCCCCGCCUCGGGCUCCCUGGGCACCCUGGGCUCGGGCCUGCAGCUGGACCCCUGGUUGGCCUCCCCCAUCGGGGCCUCCGCCACCCUGCAGUCGCUCCCGGGCUUCAUGGGCGGCGGCGGUAGCGCCUACACUGCCUCGCCUCCCCCGUCCGUGCAGCCCUCCUUCCUCAACGUCCCCGCCCUGGGGCACACCACCCACCUGACCCGGAUGGGCUCCAUGUGCCCCCCGCCGCUGUCGGCCUACCAGUGCUCGUCAGAUCCGAGGAACAGCAGCAUCGCCUCAUUGAGGAUGAAGGCCAAAGAACACAUUCAGUCUAUUGGCAAGACGUGGUGACGGAUAUGGCUCCUGAGUCUGUGGGAAAACCGAUGGGAUUGGCAGGCCGCUGUUGCUAUGGCAACACUCUGACUGACGCAAACUGUGAAAAACUUGUCAUACUUCUCAGAUUUCUGUUCAUUCAGUCUCAUUCUUACCUGUUGCAACAUGGAUUAGCUAUUUAUUUCACACUUCUACAUGAAAAGCCCUUUCCGAUGUUUCUGGACGUAACAUUUGUCUGAUGUGAAUAGUUUCAAGAAAACGUUUGAGUUGUUCGGAUUCUGAAACAAUUUCUCCCAUAGGAAAUAUAGUGGAGCCUUGAGAUACGAGUUGAAUUUGUUCGAUGACCACGCCUGUGAGUCAAAACACUCAAAUGAUAUUUCCCAAUUGAAAUAAAUGGGAUUUGCGAUGAAUCUGUUCCAGCCACUCAAAAAAAAAAAACGUUUGCAAUGUGUUUUCCAAUAAGAUGAAUAGG
Phycodurus eques (leafy seadragon) is the source of this 1431-nucleotide messenger RNA. RefSeq names its product retinal homeobox gene 3 (gene rax). The transcript is spliced from 3 exons. Gene Ontology annotation, biological process: positive regulation of transcription by RNA polymerase II. Lineage: Eukaryota; Metazoa; Chordata; Actinopteri; Syngnathiformes; Syngnathidae. The coding region runs from base 3 to 977 and encodes 324 amino acids. Gene Ontology annotation, molecular function: DNA-binding transcription factor activity, RNA polymerase II-specific; RNA polymerase II cis-regulatory region sequence-specific DNA binding. The record is from RefSeq and is a predicted model, not a curated record.